Molecule: messenger RNA, 2112 nt
Organism: Propithecus coquereli (Coquerel's sifaka)
Lineage: Eukaryota; Metazoa; Chordata; Mammalia; Primates; Indriidae
Gene: IFT54
Product: TNF receptor-associated factor 3 interacting protein 1
Exons: 15
Coding region: 1-1887 (628 amino acids)
Biological process (GO): regulation of microtubule cytoskeleton organization; intraciliary transport; cilium assembly
Cellular component (GO): axoneme; intraciliary transport particle B; centrosome
Molecular function (GO): microtubule binding
Source: RefSeq, a predicted model, not a curated record
AUGAACGCGGCAGUGGUGAGGCGGACGCAGGAGGCGCUGGGCAAGGUGAUCCGGAGGCCGCCUCUGACGGAGAAGCUGCUGAGCAAGCCCCCGUUCCGCUACCUGCACGACAUCAUCACGGAGGUGAUAAGAAUGACUGGUUUCAUGAAGGGCCUCUACACAGAUGCUGAGAUGAAGUCUGAUAACGUGAAGGAUAAGGAUGCAAAAAUUAGCUUCCUACAGAAGGCCAUAGACGUGGUUGUACUGGUUUCAGGAGAGCCAUUAUCAGCAAAACCAGCCCGAAUUGUGGCCGGGCAUGAGCCUGAAAGAACAAAUGAGCUACUCCAGAUAAUUGGAAAAUGCUGUCUCAACAAGCUCUCCAGUGAUGAUGCCGUGAAGAGAGUCUUAGCUGGAGAGAAGGGAGAUGUGAAAGGAAGGGCCUCACUGACUUCACAGUCUCAAGAAUUGGAUAAUAAAAAUGCGAGAGAGGAAGAGUCCAGAACUCACAAAGAUAAAGAGGAUAGAAGAAACUCAGAAAUAAAAGAGAAAAGGACAAGCGGAGAUCAAAAACAGAAAGAAUUGAAAGAAGAAAGCAAACCAAGAGAAAAAGAAAGGGACAAGGAGAAGGCCAAGGAGAACGACAGAGAGAGACACAAAGACCCUGAGAGAGAUAAAUACAGAGAAGGAGAGAGAGAAAAAACCAAGGCUAGGGCCAAGCAAGAGCGAGAGAGAGACAAAGACAGAGGCAAAGAUUUAGAACGUGAGAAGGAGAGAGAGAGAAAGAGUGAGGGAGGAAAAGAAAAAGAGAGAUUGCGAGACAGGGACCGAGAUCGUGACCGAGACAAGGGGAGGGACAGGGAUAGACGGAGAGUGAGAAAUGGGGAGCACACCCGGGACCCCGACAGGGAGAAGAGCAGAGAGCACGACAAAGUGGAAAGGAAGUCCGCAAGCUCAGGGGAGAUGUCUAAAAAGUUGUCAGAUGGAUCUUUUAAAGACUCCAAAGCUGAAACAGAGACUGAGAUUUCCUCUAGAUCAUCCAGGUCGUUGGCAAUAAAAACUUCAAAACGGCGAUCCAGAAAUUCAGUGGAAGGUGACUCCCCCAGCGAUGCAGAAGGAGAAGUUGCACCUCUUGGCCGAGAGAAGUCUGAGGUGUCAGAGAAUCCAGACGUGCCCAGUGAGCUUUCGUCCGGUGUCAGAAGAAUACCUCGGCCUGGGAGUGCCAGACCAGCGCCUCCCCGGGUCAAACAACAAGAAAGCGUGGAACCAUUGCCGAUAGAUAGGACAGGGAGUGGUAAAACUGUCUCAAAUGUGAUUAUAGAUUCACAGAAUUCUGACAAUGAAGAGGAUGAUCAGUUUGUGGUGGAAGCUGCCCCUCAGAUCUCUGAAAUGUCAGAAAUCGAAAUGGUACCAGCAGUGGAAUUAGAAGAAGAGGAGAAGCAUGGUGGACUUGUGAAAAAAAUUUUGGAGACUAAGAAAGAUUAUGAGAAAUUGCAGCAGUCACCCAAACCUGGAGAGAAGGAGAGAUCACUCAUCUUUGAGUCAGCAUGGAAGAAGGAGAAGGACAUUGUUUCCAGGGAGAUAGAGAAGCUCCGCGUGUCCAUCCAGACCCUGUGCAAGAGCGCACUGCCCCUGGGGAAGAUCAUGGACUACAUCCAGGAGGACGUGGACGCCAUGCAGAAUGAGCUGCAGCUGUGGCACAGCGAGAGCAAGCAGCACGCCGAGGCCCUGCAGAAGGAGCAGAGCAUCACAAACUGUGCCGUGGAGCCCCUGAAGGCUGAGCUGGCUGAGCUGGAGCAGCUGAUCAAAGACCAGCAAGACAAGAUCUGCGCUGUGAAGGCCAAUAUCCUAAAGAAUGAAGAAAAAAUCCAGAAAAUGGUGUAUAGUAUCAACUUGACUUCAAGAAGGUGAACACUCAGAAGUUUCAGAGAUGAAAAGUCACCAUCAGUUUAAAAAGGAAGACAGAAAAUCAUCACUCUUCUAAGUUCCAGUUUGCUAAGAUAAUGAACAGUUUACAAUGUUAAUAUCCAGCUAAUUUUCAGAGCUUUCAAACUUUGAGCACAUUAAUGUGUAAAAGGACCAUGUUUUUUUACUUCCUUCCAGCUGGAAUAUUUGCUAGUUAUAAAUAACUCUUCC